CUGUAACGUGAUGUGCGCUCGGCGGUCGGUUGAUCAGGUCUGAAAAAAUGGCCUCCUCGGAUCAGGUUGAGCCGCCUGUCCAGAGUGGAUCCUUAGGUAAUGAGAGAAGAGUCCCAAGGGAGCAGCUGAUUGCUACAGCGGUGAAGUUUCUGCAAAACCCCCGAGUUCGCCAGAGCCCCGUCUCCACUCGCAAAGAGUUUCUCAAGAGAAAAGGAUUAAGCGAUGAAGAGAUUGAGUUGGCGCUCCAGCAGUCUGGCACUGCCCACGAUGACCCACCCCCUUUGGGCACCCCUGGCUUACCGCACCCAGGUCCACCUCAUCAGCUGACUGUCCAACCCUACCAACCCCCUCCCUCUCGCUGGAGGGAAUAUGGCGCCCUCGCUGUUAUUCUGGCUGGCAUCGCCUUCGGUUUCCACCAACUUUAUAAAAGGUACCUGCUUCCGCUAAUGACCAGCAGCAAGGAGAGCCGCAAGCAGCUGCAGCGCAUCGAGUCCAGCGUGUCGGAGAUGAGUGGCAGCGUCAUACAGACAGUGACCCAGCUACAGACCACUUUGGCCGCUGUGCAGGAACUGCUCUUACAACAUCAACAGAAGAUCCAGGAACUGACCCAGGAGCUGGCCGCCUCUAAGGCAUCCAACUCCACUAACUCUAUUCUGGAAUCUCAAAGCAUCCAGGAACUGAAGUCUGAAAUUUACUCGCUGAAGGGGUUGCUUCUAAACAGGCGGCAGUUCCCUCCAUCUCCAUCUGCACCUAAAGUUCCGGCUUGGCAAAUCCCAGUGAAACCUCCCUCUUUACCCAAUCAGGCAACAUUAAACCACAACAGCAGCAGUGACAUAUCUCCAGUCAGUAAUGAGUCUGGUUCUUCUUCUCCAGCGAAGGAGAAUCACAGCCCUGAGGGCUUGAAGGUGAACUCCCACCACUUGCCCACCACUCGAGAAGAUGAUCCUGAGAUUGAUGUGCAGAGUCAGGUGCGCAUGGAAGUUCAGGGUGAAGAGGAAGGAGAGGAAGAUGAAGAGGAGGAUGUUGGACAAGCUGAUGAAGAAGAUUGCAUUGGGGUCCAGACUGAAGACCGAAGAGGCGGAGAUGGACAGAUCAAUGAGCAGGUGGAAAAGUUGCGUCGACCUGAAGGAGCCAGUAAUGAGAUGGACUGAUUAAAUGAUUAAUGUUCCAAGUAUUUCUCCUAGCUGUUCCCCCUCCCAACUUUGGGGGUUAGCCCCCUACACCUGUCACCAGGAUGCUGUGUGAUCUUCUGUGGUACAUUUCUAAAUAUGAAGAAGGAUCUUGCAGACCAUUUUUUUUUUUUAGUUCCCUGCAGUGUCUAUGUCGAUCCAGCUAUCCUCUAAUUGUGUCUGCGCUGUAUGUGUAAAUACAUAGCCCAAGUUCUGUUCACUUUCACAACCCUCAGCAUCCAGGGCACUUGUCAGCAAUCAGUUGGCACGCAAGGAAAUGUGACAAUGGACUGCCGGAUGUAACUUAUAUCCUCAGUUUAUGAGAAAUACAUCCCCUCUUCCAAAAAUAGAGAUGAAACAAAGAAAUGCUCUUUUGAAUUAAAGUCCAAUCACGUCUUGAUUUGCACACAACUUGUUUAGCACUGUUCGGCACACUAUAAGCGUGCGUGCAUGCAUGCGUGUGACACUGACUGCAGACAGACACUUCUUGUGUGAGUGCUACACGUGUUAACGUUUCCAGUCUCAUUGGUACACGGAGACAUACAGAAAACAUACUUUACCGUUUAAUGUCAUAUUAUUACGAGUUUUAUAUCUGCUCACUCUGACCAUGGCUGUAAUCUUCAGUCAUUUUGUUACCUUAAUCAUUCACGUCUUACUGUCUUAUUCGCACGUUAUUGCUCAGUAUUGGUUGUAAAUCAGUUCUACAACCAGGCUGGAGGCAUGCCAGGCACCUCACUCUUCACUGCCAGACAUUCAGUCUUUAAAUACUUGUAGUUAGAUAUUCCCCUGUAUUGCAGCAGAACAGCCAUUGAAAGUACCGAUAACUCUUCCAACCUUACAUAUUUCAUUUCCACUUAUUUCACCAUUUUCUCCAGUGAUUCCAGCGCUCCUCAUACUUUUCCUUAUUCAAUUUAGAAGUUUUAUCCUAUUUCACCCUCACAGAUAACAUAUUUUCUUUAACUGGUAAUCGUUCCUGCAGAUUUCUUUAGUCAUGCAUUUAAACCAACCUCAGUUUCACAAAUUGACUUCACUCUUUUUCCUUUUGUUAUUUUAUAUUCUGCCAUCUGCUGUGUGUAAUCAUUGCUCCACUUUUACUUUUCUUUUCCUCUCAUACUUCUGUUUUCCCUUCUACUCAUCUUAUCCUUCCCUUUUAACUUUUCUCCCUGUACCUUCUUAUCUUCCCUCCCUUCGAAACCAUAUUUCUCCUUAGCUUUUCAUACAUUUUUCUCUUAUACAUAUUCCUACCUUCUCAUCCAUUCUUCUACGUAUCUCCUCACAAUUUUUUAUUUUAUUUUUUUCUCUAACCCUUUUAACUGUUUUUCUCCUUACAUUCUCAUCUAUACUUCUCCUUACAUUUCCAUCUGUUCUUAUAUCCUCACUUGUUCUUCUCCUUACCUUGUCAUUCAUUCCUCUCCUUAAAGGGGUUUUCUGGGAUUUUAAUAUUGAUGACCUAUGCUCAGGAUAGGUCAUCAAUAUCAGAUAGGUGGGGGUCUGACACCUGGCGAACCCACCAAUCAGCUGUUUGAAGAGAAGGCUGUGGUCCAUGCAAGCUCAGCCUUCCCUUCCUUCAUUGUUUACCUGCUCGCCAUUGAAAUCGCAGCGGUGAGCAUGUGCAACUACAAGAAGCAGUCCCAUUCACUUCUGUGGGAUGGCUCCUUCCUAUACAAGUUUAUAUAUCGAAGAACUGUCCCAAAGAAGUAAAUGGGACGGUUUGUAAUUACACCUGCUCACCGCAGCGAUGUCGAUGGCGAGGAGGUAAUCAAUGAAGUGGAAGCAGCGCCCACACUGAGCGCAGCUUUCUCUUCAAACACCUGAGGAUAGGUCAUCAAUUUUAAAAUCCCGUAAAUCCCUUUAAGUUCUCAUUCAUUGUUCUCCUUACCUUGUCAUUUAUUCCUUUCCUUACCUUCAUUACAUUAUUCUUUUUACCUCCUAAUGCAUUUUUCUUCUCCAUUCUUUUUUAAACCCAUUCUUGAUACUGUCUCACCAGUUAAUCUUCUUAUUGUCUUCUCCUUAUUUUACUGGGUUGUCUUACCAUCUUCUCCAUCUCCUCGCCUUCUCAUGCAUUCUUUUUGUUCUUGGCCAAUUCUUCUUACCCAUUCUCUUGAACUCGCCCAUUUUAUUUCUUGUCCUCUCAUUUAUUCCUUAUACCUCCCAUGUCCUUAAAUUUUCCUCUCCUUAUAAUUUAAUUUUUUCUCUACCAUCCAUCCUCAAUACCUAGGGGGGAAUUUAUCACCCCCUGCACUCCAGAAUUCUGGCUUCAAAAAGUUGCAAAAUAGGGGCUUUGUGGCUUUUUUGGGUCCCUCGCAUAAAAAAAAUAAAAAAUUCGACUUUUUAUAUUCUUACACCACUUAUUCCAGCUUUGAAAAGUGUGCGGUUAGCUAUGUUAAUGUGUUUCACUCCAGAUUUAUCACUGAUAUGAAAAAAAGUUGCUAACUCAUUCCAGUACUCGGGUGGCGUAAGAAAAUUGGUGUAACAUUU
Molecule: messenger RNA, 3647 nt
Organism: Bufo bufo (common toad)
Lineage: Eukaryota; Metazoa; Chordata; Amphibia; Anura; Bufonidae
Gene: PEX14
Product: peroxisomal biogenesis factor 14
Exons: 9
Coding region: 48-1151 (367 amino acids)
Biological process (GO): protein import into peroxisome matrix, docking
Cellular component (GO): peroxisomal membrane; peroxisomal importomer complex
Molecular function (GO): signaling receptor binding
Source: RefSeq, a predicted model, not a curated record